UGCCACGUGAUUUCCCUCUUGGCACGUCGGCGUUGUUGAUGGAUUCCGCGACUUUCCGACAGUCAGGGAGGAACCUCCGAUCCAGGAAGGGCCGAAAUUGAGGGAAAAAAUAUAUUUCGGCUACUCCGUGGCGGGUCCUACCUUUUUUUUCUCCACGACUCAAUUGUCCUAUGCACAGGGUCCCUUAUCCCAUUCGAUCUGCAAUAUUACUUGACAUAAAAAUACAUUCAAAAAUUAAUGAAGGUGACAAGCGUGUCUUGCACCCAGGACUUUAUGGACUUUCUGUCAUCAACAUCUGUCUCACCCGCACUGUCGGCGAACGUACUGGUCCAGGCAGGGACUCCACCCUCUAUGACUUCGUAACAAUAUAUAGACCCACCUCCCAACGUGUUGGAAGAGACCGAAGCGGUCGACUACUUACUCUGCCAAACACCAUCAAAUCGAUGGCCUUCUCUGUUAUCCAAUCUCGCUUCCCCCUCGCGUUUCUCAAUUCCGCAUCUCGGUAUUCGCUUGACUCAAGCGCUGCAGACUGGAGAACUAGCUCAAGGAGAAGAUACUGUUUUUCAGGGAAUGCCAGUUCUUUUCCCGGACUAAAUCUCAAGUUACUUAGUGCUCCCAUCCUUCCAUGUCUCACUCUCCGAUAAUGAUUUAACCAAGUCAUGACAAUCUAUCAAAACAAUAGUACACUGAAAGCGUCACGUCAAUUGGGGCUCCAUCCUAUCUCGGCGUAUGAUUGUUUUCAGCGGUUUGUCAUCGAGUGAUCGCAACACUGUCCUGACGAAUGGGAUUCCAAGCAGUCCAUGAUUGGGAACUAUGGGCCAUGGGUGAUUCUUGAUGACGGUCGCGCCAGGUAUUCAUCCACCUGGAAAGAU
Molecule: messenger RNA, 872 nt
Organism: Cantharellus anzutake
Lineage: Eukaryota; Fungi; Basidiomycota; Agaricomycetes; Cantharellales; Hydnaceae
Exons: 3
Coding region: 171-644 (157 amino acids)
Source: RefSeq, a predicted model, not a curated record